Messenger RNA from Nannospalax galili (Upper Galilee mountains blind mole rat), 840 nucleotides. RefSeq names its product hepatitis A virus cellular receptor 1 homolog. The transcript is spliced from 6 exons. The annotation marks the transcript as partial. The record is from RefSeq and is a predicted model, not a curated record. Gene Ontology annotation, cellular component: cell surface. NCBI's taxonomy places the organism in Eukaryota, Metazoa, Chordata, Mammalia, Rodentia, Spalacidae. Gene Ontology annotation, molecular function: virus receptor activity; phosphatidylserine binding. Gene Ontology annotation, biological process: positive regulation of mast cell activation; phagocytosis, engulfment.
GAUCGGAACCCAAGCGCUUCUCAAACUGUUCUCUAGACCGUCCUCGGGAAGCUGUAGUCCCAGUCACUGUGUGUGGCAGCGUCAACGCCAUGAUGCAUCCUGGAGUGGUCAUCUCAGGCCUCAUGCUGCUUCUCACAGCUGCUGUGGAUUCUUACACAGAAGUGCUUGGAGUGGUGGGUCAGCCUGUCACGCUGCCAUGUACUUACAUGGCAUCGAAUGGGACCUUAAUCACAUGUUGGGGUCGAGGGGAUUGUUCUUCCUCAUGUUCAGACCUGGUUAUCUGGAUGGAUGGACACCGUGUCUACUACCAGAAGGACAGUCGUUACCAGCUCAAGGGGCAGAUUUCACAAGGAAACGUGUCUUUGACCAUUGGGCGUGUUCUUCAGAGUGACAGUGGUUCGUACUGUUGUCGAGUGCAAACCCCAAGAUGGAUCAGCAUACAGGUAUUGACCUUCUUACUGAAAGUUAGACCUGAAACUUCAACAAGUCCUCUGGCAAUACCCACAAUGACAAUGAGACCCACAACUAUAACAAAACCCACAACUGCAGCAAGACCCACAACUAUAAGUAAACCCGCAACUACUUCAACAAGAGCCACACAAGCUCCAAUGUCAACAAGAGUCUCCACCUCUACUCCUCCAAUACUCGUACACACCCAGACCCCCAAACCAGUGGCUUGGAAUGGGACUGUGACACGAUCUUCAGAUGAACCUUGGAACCAUCACACUGAAGCGAUCCCAACACAAAAGCCAUGGCUGACCACCACUAAGGAAUUCAUUAUUGGAAUUUCCAUUACUGUCUUGGUGCUGCUGAUUCUUGUGAGUGCUGUGGCUGUGGCAA